CACCAUCUCCACCUCCCAAGACCACCGCUUACAACAAACCUUAACUCUUAAACUCAACGAAUCUUCAUCACCACCCUGCCACAAGACUAUUAUCAGUUUUUCGCCCGUUUAUUCAAUUCUAACGCCAAACAAAACAUGACAGAAGACAGCGCUCCUAGGGUUUCCUCCGACCACUCCGCCCUCUCGACGGACGCUUGCCAAAUUAAGCAAAGGAAAAAGAGGAAGUGGGAUCAGCCUGCGGAGUCGUUAGUUAACUACCCGUUGGGCAACAUGGGAUCCCUUGUUGGGGUUCUGCCGUCGGGCGUGGCUCCAUCUGUCUCUGCUGCUGCCGCAUUUUUGACAAAUCCAAUAGGGGCUAGUGGUGUGGCCAUUCCACCUGUGGCGCUUCAGGGCCCUUCUGUGCCGAAAUUAAGUCAGCCUAAGAUUCAAGAUGAGUUAAUAAUUGCACGAGAAAUUGUUAUAAAUGAUGCCGAAUCUUCUGUUCGCUACAAACUUACUAAACGCCAAACACAGGAGGAGAUUCAGAAAUGCACUGGUGCUGUGGUAAUAACUAGGGGUAAAUAUCGUCCACCAAAUGCACCAACUGAUGGAGAAAAGCCAUUAUAUCUUCACAUAUCUUCUGGGGCUCAUUUGAAAGAGACAGCAGAAAGGAUUUUGGCGGUUGAUCGUGCAGCUGCCAUGGUUGAAGAAAUGCUGAAGCAGGGUCAGAAUGGUUUUCCCACUUUGCUAAGUAUGAGCAACGGGGUGAAGGAACUCAGCACAUGUGUGUUUUUAAGCUUUGAGCCUGAUCCAUCAUUGAACAUUGCUGCUCGUAUUCGUGGACCAAAUGACCAGUAUAUAAAUCACAUUAUGAAUGAAACAGGAGCAACUGUCUUAUUAAGAGGGCGUGGUUCGGGUAACUUUGAAGGCCUGCAUGGCGAAGAUGUGCAUCAACCACUGCAUUUAUUCUUGUCCAGUAGCAAUCCUAAAAGUCUGGAAGAUGCAAAGCGUUUGGCUGAGAAUCUUUUGGAUACAAUUAGUGUAGAGUGUGGUGCCUCCAGGGUUUCAUCAUCCAAAGUCUAUAAUGCUGUUCCACCCCCACAACAGUUAUUGUCUGGCAUUCAGAGUAAUGGGGAUGAACAAAAACUAAAUGCAACUUCUGGUUCUGGAUUGACAUCAACAGUGAGCAUUGCACCAGUUCCUGCAGUUUCUUCUGUUACCGCCCCUGGGGUUGCUACUGUCUCUUCUCAAGGCACUCCGGUACAGUCUGGAGGAAUGAUGAACCGUGCACAGCCCCAACAAAAUAUGGUUGGUUACCCCCAGCCUAUAUUAACUGGAGGAACAAGCUAUAGUGGAUAUGAAGGGAUAUAUCCUCAGGCAACACCUUUACAGCAAGUUGCCCUAGCCCUCAGACAUUCAUCUGCUCCCAUCACCUCAUCAGUCACUCCAGCAACAUCAGUCACUCCAGCAACAGCAGUCUCAAACCCAGGAACAAAAUCAAAUAUUAGUUUCACGUCUGAGAAGGAGAAACGGCCUCCACAGAAGAGAAAGUUUCAGGAGUUACCAGUUGGUUCCAAGGGCCCUGCAAAACUCUAUCAGGGAGCAGAACUAUUAAACCCAAGUGAACUAUCAGCUGAUGUGGAGUUGAGAAAUGUAUCAAGUAUGCCGGCUCCAAAGAGGUUGGUCCAGUCAGCAGUCAAUGGAAUGCCCCCUCCGCCUCUAAGAAGCAUGCCCCCACCACCCCCACCAAAAUUUAUUUCAUCAACACCUGCUCCUAAAUUUCAGGACAAGGGCAGAAGUUUGAAUAAAAUGCAAUCUGAAAAUAUCCCUGUUGUUUCAGAUACUCUGGUCAAGCUGAUGGAAUACGGAGAAGAUGAUGAUGACCUGGAGGAAACCGGCGAAGAAUCCCUUACCUCUGACUCCUCAUUUAGUCUCAACUCAAAUAAAGUAGCUGUUAGAAAACCAUUUUGGGCUUUAUGACUUAUUCAGCUGGUGGAUUAUUGGAAGUGGAAGUGCUUCUUUUGGGCUUUGUUCUAAUCAUGUAUGAGUGGAGCUUGUGAAGUUGUGUAGAAUUUGGACGGGAGCGUGUAACGAAGUCAUGUGUCGUAUAAUUCUCCUUCUUGCUGUACGACAUUCCUAAGGUUUGAAUGUUGUGGUGUUGGCUGUAAUGCGGUUUAGGGAGGCGUGGAAGAUUGUUGUAUUUUCUUGGGCUUAGGUGUACAUUAGUAGUUUUUCCAUUGUCUUGCCGUUAGGAGUAGAGUUUUAAUCAUUUGCCAACUCAUGUGGUAACAAAGCGUUGGCAGAAGACUCGGGAAUAAAAAGUUAGCUGCCAAAAUAUCUGAAGCAAGAUGUAUGACACACCUUUGAAACUGCAAAAUUAAAAUAGUCUUUUCAACAUUUUGAGUUUAAUUCAAUGCUGAUGAUUACUAAUUAUCUUCUUAA
This is a messenger RNA of Pistacia vera, 2421 nucleotides long. RefSeq names its product protein RIK-like. Gene Ontology annotation, molecular function: RNA binding. NCBI's taxonomy places the organism in Eukaryota, Viridiplantae, Streptophyta, Magnoliopsida, Sapindales, Anacardiaceae. The coding region runs from base 136 to 1959 and encodes 607 amino acids. Gene Ontology annotation, cellular component: nucleus. The transcript is spliced from 12 exons. The record is from RefSeq and is a predicted model, not a curated record.